AGAGCCAUUCCCGUGACAAUUAAAAGUGGCAAACUUUCAUCUCUAUUGUUGAACGCUGUAUUUAUUGAAUUGUUGAUCUAGCAUAUUUGGUAAUAUCUUACCAAAGAGCCCGCUUAAAUGUGCAAGCAGCAGUUUGAAUGUGACCUAAAACUAUUCUUAUCGAACCCCAAGUGAUACAACCACGUGCGUGUGCCAAAACGGGCACGCGCACGCAGCACAUGGAACAUCAAGAGAAGCCGCAGUUGGAAACAGCCCGCAGUGCAACGCCGCCACCACAAAAGCGUAAACACUGCGAGUACCAUGACCCCGAUUAUUAUAACAAUGUUUCAUCGCCAGUACGACAACACUUAUUGACGCCACCAAUUACAGCUCCGGCUGAAAAGUAUGUAAAGCUGGAGGAGGGUACUCUAGGCACUGGUUCAAAUGCCCGCACGGAUAGUACAGACCGUCCAAACCGUAUGGCGGACAUUUGUGAAAUUGUACGCCGGGAGUUUCAAAAAGAAUUGAUUUUAAAGGAGCAACAGUUGGCAGAAAUAGAUGCGCGUCUCUUAAAGGCGCGUCAAAUGCUCGAUAAAUUGCGCUAUGAGGUGGUCAGCGAAUACUAUCGCAAGCAGGAAGUGUCGUUGACAGCAGGAGACGUACUAAAAGUGCGCGGUGACGAUACACUAUUUAGCAAUGAACGUGCCGGCCCGCAACGUCCGCUGCAUCCAGCUAUUAAGAAGAUUGUGGGUAAACGUCCCAUUCCCGACCUCGCUGUGCCCGAACGCACAGCAGCGGUAUUGGCAAAGGAGACCAUACGCCUGCGAAAUCCAGCUCAUAGGAGAGCGGAGCGACGGCGACAGCAAAAAAUACGUAAGCAGGGUAUUGUGAUCGAUCAUUCUCAAAAUGGGCAGCAACAAGUGUUUCCAGCUCAGUUGCAUAUUAAAUCGGAGUUAAAUGAUGACCAACCAUGCACCAGCAAGCAGGCGCUGGAGCGUCAGCGAAGCCUAGAUGUUUUAGAAACGGGUGUAACACCAGCCUUGAAUGCAUGUCGUCUUAACAAUAAGCAAAAGUUUAGCUUUAUAGUGGGAAACACCUCAAAAUACAUUGGUGCCGAUUUGGGAAUUGACGACACUAAGGUUGAAGGUGAACAAAUAUUGGCCUACAAAUGGCUGGUCUAUGUGCAGGGCAAGAAUUUACCAGAGCCUGUUGAUGCAUACCUCAAGAAGGUCCGGUUUCAACUGCAUCACUCAUAUCGACCCAAUGACAUUGUGGAUGUCCAUACGCCUCCCUUCCAAUUGUCACGAAGAGGCUGGGGCGAAUUCCCCAUUCGCAUACAGCUUUACUUUCAAGAAAAUCUGCAGCAAAAGCCUGUGCAGCUUAUGCAUACUAUUGUGCUGGACAAGACUCGGUGCGGCCUGCAUACCAUGGGUGCUGAGACAACGGUUGAGGUUUGGUUGCGAGCCGCCCACACUCCAGGCACAUCUAACAUGAUCACCAACCCUGAAGCUCCUCUAUUGACGGACCAGGAGAACUGCAAACCUCGUACUAUAUCCAUAACCCACAAUAAGGAGGAGCUGGAUGAUAAUCUUUUUGCUUGUUUAAGUAAAGCUGACCUGAGCGGUGAUAUUGAAAAAAUUGAGCCUACAGUUGUUGUCUCCGAGCCCUUAACAUGCAAGCUGAAGUUAGCAAGUCCACAAAACGAUACACCGAAAAUCAGUUUCAAUGGUGCAACAUCACAAGUAUCGCGUCCCUCUGUUGUGUUUUUGCCUGUGAAUGGAAGUGCUGAUGAGUACAGCAACAGCAACAAUGCAGAGUCUAAAGAACGCAAGCCAAACAAACAUCUGCAGUUCUACAAUAAUGGUCAUGGAAUGAAUAAAAAACCACUUAAAAAUGUCUUCCAAAAGGCCGGAAAGCUUUACAUUAUCGAUCCAUUGCAAUCUAAAUUGAAGCAGGCGCAGCGACAACAGCAGUCGCUGCUAAAACCAAAGCCUAGUCUCCUAAAACCGUCGUCUUCGCCUCCUCCACCGCCGCAGCAGCUCUCCAAACAUUGGCAAACACUGCAAUCAAUUCGCAAUGAUCAUGGCUACGCAAACAUGGCUCACAUGAGUGUGGAAAGCAUUCAUGAGAUAAGCAGCGGCCCAUUUAAAACAAGUCGAGUUGAGGGCCAGGAGGGAGGUCCAAAUAAGAGCUUACGCCUACAACAGCUAUUUCUUGCUCUACCAUUUGAAAGCAUGCGUAGUGCCGUAGAAUUUCUAAUGCGUCGUUUGCCACUCGUAAGCAAUUACAAUGAAUUUGCCUUUGUCAGCCCCACACUAGAAAGUUUCCAAAAACAGUCUGUGUUGCGUCAACGCUGCUUUGAAUAUUUGCGCGCCCGCUUAAUCUUGAAUUGCAUGCGACAGCAUAUCCGAUUAAAGCAAUCGCAUGCAACAAUGCAUGAGAAAUAUUGGAGUAUCCGUGAGAUUGUGAACUUUGCGCGCGUUCAUGGGUAUACCCCAGCCUUGAAGCAGUUUGCCAUGAAAACAUCGGAGCAGAAAGAACGGGAACAUCAAUUGUCGCAGCGUGUGCAGCAGCAAUUAAAAGAGGAGCCCGAGCAACAUGUGCUACCGUUCGCCAGUCUAACAUCUAAUGUGCGAAUUACCAAUUGGCUGACGCAGCAGUCAAAGCGUUGGCUUCACCAUGCAAGUAAAUUGUCUGAGGCACAGGAGCCCAUCGAUGUGGUUGGGGACGAAGAAGAAGCAAAGCCAUGUAAAUUGCAAAAAUUACCUCCAUCGUCUACCUGCAAUUCAAAUAAUCGGCAACUGUUAUAUUUGCCGCCACCAGAUAAUUUGGAGAACGCCGCACAACUUGUUCAUGACAUGUGUAGAGAUGUCGGCAUUACUUUGGAAACAGAGCAAAGUGUUCCAGGUGUGGCACAGCCCUUGGCACUAACUUUGUUGGCACAUGUGCUGCAGGUGUUUGUGGAAAAACUCGUGCGACGUUCGGUAGCCUCAAAGCUUCAAAAGCAGCAUCAACUUCAGAUGCAGCAGCAAUGCAAUACAAUGAGUGCGCAGAAAGCUGUGCUGCCCUUGAUGACAGUAGCCAACGUGGAGACCACAUUGCUACCACACGACAUUGGACGUGUAAUUUCCCAGUGUGCUGACUUCGAUUUUCUGGGCAACAGUAAUCUCGGCGUGACGCAUGUAGACUUGCAGUCGUAGCCAGAAAAGUCCUUUGUGCAUUUGAUUGCACGGCUUAACUGAUAGUUCAAAUUCCUCAGCUAUUGUAACUAGUAUUUAAGAAAUAUUUAUUUUGUAAGACCGUACAUACAUACUAUACGCUAAACUUAACAUACAUAUUUAUGAGAUU
Scaptodrosophila lebanonensis is the source of this 3327-nucleotide messenger RNA. RefSeq lists its product as uncharacterized. Bases 219 to 3179 code for a protein of 986 amino acids. The transcript is spliced from 2 exons. Gene Ontology annotation, cellular component: NuA4 histone acetyltransferase complex. Gene Ontology annotation, biological process: regulation of transcription by RNA polymerase II; chromatin remodeling. The record is from RefSeq and is a predicted model, not a curated record. Lineage: Eukaryota; Metazoa; Arthropoda; Insecta; Diptera; Drosophilidae. Gene Ontology annotation, molecular function: histone binding.